UUGUCGCCCUUCAGCGAACAAACUAGAAACUACAAUAACACUAAAAACAACAUGGCGGCCGCCACAAGGCUCAUAUCAAGGUUGACGCUGGUCACUGGGGGAGGCAGUGGGAUCGGGCGGGCCGUGUGCCAGCGUUUGGCCGCGGAGGGCGCCUCUGUGGUGGUCGCCGACAUCAGCGAGGAGUCGGCCCACGAGACGGUGGCCGGCCUGCAGAAUGACCUCAGGGGCCAGGCUCACACUGCCACCGCGGUGGACGUCUCAUCCAAGGAGAGCGUGACGCAGCUGCUGACGACCAUCCAGACUCGUUACUUCCAGCCGCCCUCUGUGUGUGUGCACGCGGCCGGCAUCACUCAGGACGACUUCCUGCUCAGCAUGGAGGAGGAGCAGUUUGACAGAGUCAUCAAGGUCAACCUGAAGGGUUCAUUCCUGGUUACGCAGGCUGUGGCCCAGGCUUUGGUGGCCUGUGGGGCUCCCAAAGGAUCCAUCGUUACUUUGGGCAGCAUUGUGGGAAAGGUGGGGAACCUCGGACAGGCAAAUUACGCCGCCUCCAAAGCCGGAGUGGAGGGUUUGACCAGGACGGCGGCCAAGGAGCUGAGCAGGUUUGGGAUUCGAUGUAACUGCGUGUUGCCAGGUUUCAUAUCCACUCCGAUGACGGAUAAAGUACCAGAGAAGGUUAUUAGCAAGAUGAAGUCGCUGGUGCCUUUGGGAAGAAUGGGCGAGCCAGCAGAGGUGGCCGAAGUCUGUGCAUUCCUGGCUUCAGACGACUCUCGGUACAUCACAGGGACCAGCAUCGAGGUGACAGGUGGACUUUUCAUGGGCUGAAGCAGCCCUGACGAGCAUCAACAGGAGGCCAGUUUGUCCAGAAUUAACUGUGAAACAUAAUUCCCCCUCAGAUCAUGAUUGUUUAAAAUGUGUGGGGACUCUUUUUGUAACUAUUAACACUCAAAAUUUUGUGUUUUCUUCGGAGAGUACUGACUCUAUAAAGCUUUACUUAAAACGGUGGAUUUCUCUCCUUGUGAUCAUAAAAUAAAUGCUUCCCUGUCCUCACACACUGUUUAGGAGCAGCUGAUCCACAGCUACAAACGUUUCGGUCUAUGUUUUUACCCAGUCAUCGUUUUCAUGUCUUCCAGGUGAGGAAUGAAACAAAUCGGCUCUCUAAAAAGAACAUUUUCUGCCAUUACAAAAAGAAAAAGAAUUUAGCAGAGGUACACUUCUCUCUUUGUACUCAGAUUAAAAACAUCUGAUAAAUAUUGAGGGAA
Molecule: messenger RNA, 1259 nt
Organism: Menidia menidia (Atlantic silverside)
Lineage: Eukaryota; Metazoa; Chordata; Actinopteri; Atheriniformes; Atherinopsidae
Source: the annotation of a GenBank genome assembly